GUCCCGCACCUUCAUAUAUCUCGUUCGGUGUAGAAAUGCAAACACGCAAACAUAAGCUUUCCCACAAUCCAUGUGGGAAAACGCCCUGUACACCGCAAAAUGGCAUAUCUGUUUGCAUGUACACCGCGCUUUUCUCUACAUUUUAAGCAACCUUCUUCAAUAGUUAUCUCUAACAUCUCCAAGAAUUCUCGUUUCGGUACCAAUAUUCACAAACCAGAAAAGAGCCAUUCCAAAAACCCAUUCGGAGAUGCUACCAGGGAUUUGAAGCUUUCUAUGAAGCCCAAGUUGUUACUUACAUCACUGAAGAAGACGACCAUGUCUCUUGGAACAUGCUCUGCCAUAUUCUUUACACUUGCAUAUACCAGAGACUGCUAUGCAGCAGGGAUUGAGUCCCAAUUGGAAGGCAUAAAAUCUUUGAUUGCACAGGAGCCUAAUAAUGCAUUGUCUCUGCCCACAUGGGCCAUUCAUGUCUCGAGUGUUGUGGAAUGGAUGACGGCCAUGGCUUUGGUUUGGCAGUAUGGUGAUAAGCCAGGAUACAAAGCUUGGAAAGGGCUCUCUUGGGGCAUGGUACCUCUACUUGGAGGAGCUUUUUGUGCAUGCACAUGGCAUUUCUUCUACAAUGCUGAGUCACUUGAGAUACUCGUGGCCUUGCAAGGUGCAUUGACUGUGAUUGGUAAUUUCACGAUGCUGCUGGCUGCGUAUCGUAUCUAUAAAUCAACUAAAGGUGGCUCCAAGACAUUAUGAAUUAAUAUUUCUGUAUCUUGAAAGCAUUUACAUUUUUAUCUUUUGCUUGUCCCUUUCUAUUCCUGUACCUCUAAGAAAAAGUUACGAGAUUUUCAAGCCCAUUUAUGAUGUUCCCUUGAUGAAAACAUAGUUUAGUAACAGUAACACUCUUUUUAUUAGAUGCUUCUUGUGAGUAUUGUGAGGUUGUGGUUCAUUGUUCUAACUUAUUUCUCAUCUCUGAAUUGAUCAAUUUUUGUCUUUCA
Molecule: messenger RNA, 986 nt
Organism: Cryptomeria japonica (Japanese cedar)
Lineage: Eukaryota; Viridiplantae; Streptophyta; Pinopsida; Cupressales; Cupressaceae
Exons: 4
Coding region: 100-744 (214 amino acids)
Source: RefSeq, a predicted model, not a curated record